Messenger RNA from Micromonas commoda, 569 nucleotides. RefSeq lists its product with no specific name. The transcript has a single exon. The record is from RefSeq and is a predicted model, not a curated record. Lineage: Eukaryota; Viridiplantae; Chlorophyta; Mamiellophyceae; Mamiellales; Mamiellaceae. Bases 1 to 507 code for a protein of 168 amino acids.
AUGGCGGCGAUGAGCGCGACGAGCGCGCUCGGGGGCCUCGGGAUGAUCCCGGGGGUCCGGAGACAGUGGGGCGGCAAGGGCGGGAUCUCGACCGGCGUGCGAGCGCGCGCGGCGAUCGGGGCGCGCGCGGGGGUGUACGCCAAGCUGGGAGAGGAGAAGGUCGGCGCGAUCGCGCCCAGCCGCGGCGCGUUCACCGCGGCCGCGCUCGCUCUCGGCCACAAAACCUCGCCCGUUCGCGGAUCCAAGGUGGUGGCGCGCGCCAAGGCCCAAGGCCCGGCGACUCCCCUCGCGUCCAACGUGUUCAACAUCGCCACGGAGAAGCUCCCGGGCGGCGAUAACCUCACCAACGAGGGUAUCCUCGGCUUCUUCCUCGCGGGUGUCCUCGGGCUGUACCUCCUCUCGGUGGCGCUCCGAACCUUCGCCGUCAUGAUCGGCUUUUGCUUCACCGGGUUCAAGUACAUCGUCAUGGGCGUCGCGCUGGUCCUGAUCGGCGUCGCGGCGUCGUGAGAAACAUUCUUUUCGCCUCAGGGUCUUCUAGUAGCUUGUCAAUGACACCCUAACGCUAAACU